UUCAACUGCACAUUGUUCUGUCUUUUUCUAUCAUGAUGAAGACCACAGGGAUGUUUGAUGGCUUCUUUGACGCCACAGUUCUGUGUCUCAUCUGGCUAACAAAGCACACAGUGGACUCAGUUCAGCUGUCGGCUCCAGAGGAGGUAACUGCAGCAUAUGGAGGAUCUGUGACGGUCUCUUGUCAGUAUGAUCAUCAGUUCAGAGAAAACACUAAGUACUGGUGCAAAGGACGGGUGUAUGACCUGUGCGCCAUAGUUGUGAAAACACCCAGAAAAAGACCUAAUGACAGAACCUACAUUGCUGAUAAUAAGGAGGCAGGAGUCUUCACUGUAACCAUGACUUCACUCAGAGACAGUGAUCAGGAUUCGUACUGGUGUGUCAUCUCCACAUCUGGAAGGAACAUCUACACUCGUGUCAAGCUCCUCAUCUCCCACACAGUGGUAACAACCACCACCACAACACCAGACAUUUCCCCGAGGCUGAAACAUGAUGAAACGAGUUGGUGGGAGGCUCUACGUUGGAUCCUCUUUAUUUUGAUGUUGUUUUGCUUGGUAUCAGCACAUAUCGCUGUGUGGAGGAAAAAAGUUGAGAGGAAAAUAUGUCUGCGAAAAAAAUUUCACUGUGAAAAUGCAAACAAUUAUGAAUGAAAGUCAGGUAACACCAUGAUGUUAAAUCAUGGGUGAAUUAUAAACGCGUUCAUACUGGGGCUACAAAACCGUUCCUCCAGCGGACACUCUAUCAGUGUGUGAAUUAAACUGAAAAAUAAACCAAGUGAAAAAUUGGCUUUCAGCCUCUCUUUUCUAGAAUUUAAAUGAUUAAAAGCUCAUUAAUUUCAGUGCUGGGGCCUAAGAUAACUUUGAGCUCAACUUUUGAAUAUCCAAAAUUAGCACCUCUGGAGAUCUGAGGCUCUUGGCCUUCAUUUAAUUUAUUUGCAGAUCUUAUAUGGAUGGUCAUAAAGGUUGGUAUUCUUCUUGCAUUUAACCAGCAGUUUCUAGUGGUUUUACUAAAUCUGUCAGUGUUGCAC
Molecule: messenger RNA, 1024 nt
Organism: Toxotes jaculatrix (banded archerfish)
Lineage: Eukaryota; Metazoa; Chordata; Actinopteri; Toxotidae
Product: CMRF35-like molecule 7
Exons: 4
Coding region: 33-647 (204 amino acids)
Source: RefSeq, a predicted model, not a curated record